CCGAGAAAAUAGCAUAUUAUGUCCCUUAUGAGAUACCCUACUAAUUAAUUGUUCUGCGUGAUUUUCCUUACAGAUGUGUAGAGAAAUUUGCGAAGACGUAUUCCUAUGGCUUUAUGACGCAGCUUCUAUCCAGUAUGGCGGCGAUUUGCGUUGUAAUGGUUCAAGUUUCGCAAGAUGCAUCUAGCUUCAAAUCCAUACGUCUAGUUACAUCGUUAGCUUUCUUUGCGGCUAUGAUUAUACAGUUGGCUAUUCAGUGCUUCACAGCAAAUGAACUGACAUAUCAAGCUAGUCUAGUAUCAGAGUCUGUAAUGCAAUGCAAAUGGGAGCGAAUGCCACCGCGGCUUCGCCCCCUAUUAAUCAUGAUUAUGAUGAGAACACAGAGGCCUCUACGUUUGACUGCAGCUGGAUUUGCUAAUAUGGACAAUAAUUGCUUUCUAGCAAUAAUGAAAGCUGCCUAUUCAUACUACGCUGUAUUAAGUCAAAAACAAUGAACAACUUCAUUUGCAGUCGUAAAAUAAAACGAUGAUUUAUUAUUAAUUACUAUUUAUUAACAAAUCACACGAACACUUACACAA
Molecule: messenger RNA, 575 nt
Organism: Pieris napi
Lineage: Eukaryota; Metazoa; Arthropoda; Insecta; Lepidoptera; Pieridae
Gene: Or-60
Product: odorant receptor 45a
Exons: 4
Coding region: 114-491 (125 amino acids)
Biological process (GO): detection of chemical stimulus involved in sensory perception of smell; sensory perception of smell
Cellular component (GO): plasma membrane
Molecular function (GO): odorant binding; olfactory receptor activity
Source: RefSeq, a predicted model, not a curated record